Messenger RNA from Chelonoidis abingdonii (Abingdon island giant tortoise), 653 nucleotides. NCBI's taxonomy places the organism in Eukaryota, Metazoa, Chordata, Testudines, Testudinidae. The record is from RefSeq and is a predicted model, not a curated record.
GGCCUUGCAAGCUGCACUCAGCUGUACCCACUGCCUCACCCAUCUCCCACCAGCAGAGGAUGUGCCACAAGAGAGAUCUAGGCUUGUGACGCUUCAUUGCCUGGAUGUGGCUGAAUGCGGUGUGCAUACACAUGUGCACGUGGGAAAAGCCAGAGGCAGCCUGUGGCAUAUCUUGAUUAUUUCAAGCCAUACAGCCAUUUGGAGUAAAACAGGCUUAAAAUUAAAUGGAAAAACUUCUGAAGUAUAUAAAGAUGUACACAGGCGGAGUGAGCUCAUUGGCUGAGCAGAUAGCCAAUCAGCUUCAAAGGAAAGAACAGCCCAGAACCCUUCUAGACAAGAAGGAACUGGGCUCACUCAAAAAGGAGUUCCCCCAGAAUUUGGGAGGCAGUGAUGUCUGUUACUUCUGCCGCAAGCGGGUCUAUGUGAUGGAAAGGCUGAGUGCUGAAGGCAAGUUCUUCCACCGUAGCUGCUUCAAGUGCGAAUACUGCGCCACCACCCUGCGCUUAUCGUGUUACGCCUACGACAUUGAAGAUGGUAAGAGAAAUUACCUGUCGUCUUCCUCAUACACCAAAAACACUCUCUCACUGUACCUGGGGCCUCAAGAUCUCAGUCCUGGCUUCACUUUACAAAUAUUGGUGGGUGAGGAGCAGUGA